Molecule: messenger RNA, 3822 nt
Organism: Mya arenaria
Lineage: Eukaryota; Metazoa; Mollusca; Bivalvia; Myida; Myidae
Exons: 5
Coding region: 196-633 (145 amino acids)
Source: RefSeq, a predicted model, not a curated record
UAACAGCCGAACGCGCUAACCAAUUGCGCCACAGAAGCAGCUGUGUGAAGGAAAGGUAUACAGUGUAUUUAUAGCUAAAUGCCAACCCGGAAGUCACGUGUUUUAAUGUUGACAAAAUUCAGAAAAUUAGGACAUACGUGAGGAGAUAACUAUUUGUUUCAAUAUCGUACACUUCUUAUAUGUAACUGCUUUAAAAUGUGGGAACUCAGCUUAGUUUUGUUCCUCGUGUCAGUUUUAACAACUGUUAAGGGUUACACACAGUGUGGUAGAACAAGUUGUUAUGGGUCAGGAGCUUACUGCUGUUCUUACGACUCAUCAGAGUGUUGCUGGGAUACCAUCUCUGUAUACUCUUACUGGUGGUUUUGGUUUAUCUGGUUCUGGGUGGUGUUCUUCAUCAUCUCCUGCUCCAUCUGUAUCUGCAUCCGGAGGCGGCGUCAAGCUUAUGCCCAGCCUCGCUACGUGAUCGUUGACAACCAGCAAACAUACGGCACAGUAGCCCCUCCGGGAUACCAGUAUAAUAGUGGCUAUAAUGUGACCGCCAAUGUCCCCACACAAAACGCUGUUCCUGCUUCAGCACCAGCUUACCAAGAGAAGCCCCCAGAUUAUGAAACUGUAGCUGGACAAAGAAAAUAACAAGAUUUGUUUAAGAAUUUCCUGUCAUUUGUACCGUGUUCUUCCAAUUUACUAUGUAUUUUUGGUUUCUUUAGUGCUUACUUUUGAACAUUCCUUCAAGUUCUAUUGAUCAAUGCAAAUAUUAUUGGACAUAAAUUGUACGAGUUUGGGGUCACACAUUGGUUAAAGUUUUGCAUGUAAGCACCUUUAAGACAUUAUCUGAGUAAAUACAUCAUUUAUUGCAUUGAAACUUUGAAUAUUUAUUCCCAACUAUCUUACAUGCUAAAUUAAUAAAGUAAGAUAACACUUAUUUGGAUAUAAUGCAAGUAAUAGGCCUUUAUUAUUAGACUUAGAAAUUCUGGUUCAGGUUUUGCAUGCAAGCACACAUAGGUUAAUAUCUCAGCAACUAUGUGAGAUAUUGCCUUGAGACUUAAUACAAUGGUACUUAAUUAAGCAAGUUAGAUAACUCUAGUUUGUAUUUAAUACCAAUAAUAGGCCUUUAUUAUUUGACUUAUAUAUUCUUGUUAAGGUUUAUCUAACCACAUUUAAGUCAAUAUCUCAGCAAAUAUAUUAUGUAUUGCAUUGAAACUUUAGAUAUGUAUUCCCAACUAUCUAACCUACUAAAUUAAUGAAGUAAGAUAACACUUUUCUGAAUAUAAUGCAAAUUAUGGACCUUUAUUAUUGACUUAGAAAUUCUGGUUAAGCUUUUGCAUGUAAGAACACAUAGGUUAAUAUCUCCGCAAUACUUUCUGUAUUACAUUGAGACUUUAUACAAUGGUACUCAACCAUCAAAUCUACUUAAAUAACCAAGUAAGGUAACAUUUGCAUUAAAUUCAAAUAAUGGCCCCUUUUUAUUUGACAUAGAAAUUCUGGUGAAGGUUUUGCAUGUAACCACUUUAAAUUCAAUACCUCAGCGAACACAUCAUGUAUUGCAUUGAAACUUUACUUUCUGGCUCCCAACCAUUUAACCUUCUUAUUAAAUCAAGUAAGAUCAUGCUAUCUUUCAUAUUAUUUAAUUUUUGCCCGUUUAUUAUGCAACUUACAAAUUCUGAAAAGUCUUGCUUGUUAGCACACAUAGGAUAAUAUCUCAGCAACUACUUGAUGUAUUGCAUUGAGACUUUAUACAAUGGUAUCCAACCACCUAACCUAAUUGAAUAACCAAGUUAGAUAACUGUCUUUUGCAAAUAAUGGCCCUUUAUUAUUAGACUUAGAAAUUAGGGUUAAAAUUAUUUAUCACAUUUAUGUUAAUACACAGCACAUCAGUCCUGUUGUCAAUAAUCUUUUUUUUGCAAUAAGUAAUCAGCUACAGAAAAAUUUACUCAUUUUAACAUAAUGAAUAACUUUUUAAAUUGCAAAUAUAAAGAUUGAUUGCAUUUGUUUUUAGUGUUCAUGCUUUCAGAAAGCAGGAGGGCAUGCUUUGAAAUUUCCAAGGAGUGCUUAGCACAUUUUAUGGAAUUUACUUGCGUAAACUCCUGUGAUUGUAUGAAUGUAUAAAUGUAUAGAUAUAUAGUCAGUCAUAAGGUACACUGCUGUUAGUUGUAUAGACAGUUGUGUAGCCCAAGGCCAGUUUAACAAGCAAGCUAUUGACAACGUGAAAUGAUUAUCUGUAUUACUCAAAACACGAUAUUUGUUUUCCUCAGUUUAGAAAAGCUAAUUAUGUUUGUUUGAUAUAAAUGUUCAUAUAAAAUAGUCAUUGAGUUGAUGGUGCUUAUUCAAUCUGUAUAUGUUGAGAGUUUUAUGAAGCUUACGAGAUAUGAGUCGAUUUCAAAUGUGCGCUUCAGAAAGUAUAUAUUAGUUUGAAAUAAUGGUUAUUCAAGAUUAUAGCAUGUAAUUCAAUAUUUGUUUUAAUAUGAAUUUCCAUUUGAAAAAAAUACAAGUAAGGAUUUUUUUUUCAUUAAAUCAUGUAUCCCUUAAUCAGUUUAUGUUCAUACAUGUAUGUUGUGUUCAAGAUUCCGGAAAGGGACCCCUUAUCGCCAGGAACUUGAGAAAUUAUGAAAUAUUUGUUUAAUGAAAUAUCACAGGGAGAAAGUAAGGCCUCUGAUCUAAAAAAGCAUAAUAAGAAUACUAAUAAGAAUACAGAAACUGAAAAGUCAGUAUACUGUUCCAAUGAUUAGCCCACUUCAGAAAAUGGUUGGGGUGGGGGGUAAAAUAAGAAAAAAACUUCCUUACUGCGGACAAUUGUUUUUGUGUAAUUUUCUAUAUUUUUUAAUAUUAAACAAGUUGCUCUGUUUCAAUGAGUACUUGGGGUAAAAAAAUAAAUAUUUUUCGUUGAGUGGUAAAAAAUUGAUAAUCCCAAGAAGAAAUAUAGUAAAACCUUUUACAUGUUCAUUAUUGAUGAAAUUCUUAUCUUCAGAGAAAAAUAAUGAUUGGAAUAGAAGCUUCAUUUGAGCAAAAACUGUUAUUUGUAUGAAAAACAGUCAUAAUGAUAUUGCUGAAUAAGUUUUUUUUUAGGUUGGGCCAAUUACCAGCUACAUACACUAUACUUAAACAGAUUACAACUAGAAAAAAUGUAGUUGGUUUUCUAAUGUUGUUUAUAACUUGAGGCCAAACUCAAUUGUGUAUCAAUACAAUAUUACAUGUUGCAACAGUGACCAACUCGGGUGCAUAUACAAUAAAAUAUUAUUUUAAAUUCAUAUUGUUUGAAAAUGUUAAUUUGAUUUAAGUUAUUUUUAUUAUUUUUUAAAUUUUGAAUUGAUUGAGUUGUUUUUUUGUUUUAAAAAAAUCAACCUUGCACCAAUACUUCUCUUUCUGAUAUUGGAACCAGACCUUUUCGAAUAAAUCAAAAUUUGGUCAGGAUUUCGUGAUAUAACAAACCAUGAAAUCAAAGAAAUGAAAUGAUUGCACAGUGAACAUGAACUCUGGCACUAUGGUUAUGAUAAAGAUAGUGAUAUAAAUGUUUCAAACUGUGUGACUAUUUUAUAAAUCAAAAUAGAAUUGUUUUGUUUAAGAAUAAAUUGUUUUAAUUGUAUUUUACAUUCGUUUAACUUUAUCUAUUUUUCAAUGUUUGUGAAGAAAACCCACUGGUCAAGCUUGGUGAUCACAAACCAAUUGGCCAAUGCAGGUAAUGGAACCAGAAAUGCCUUGCUGAUGUUUCAUCAUAUGUAUACAUAUGUGAGAAGAAAGGACUGGUGCAUUUUUACUACUGUUUUAUGCAUAAUCAUAACAUAAUAAAAUGUGUGGUAUAUAAGUGGAAUAAAAGAGUUGUUCAUA